Molecule: messenger RNA, 1137 nt
Organism: Chelmon rostratus (copperband butterflyfish)
Lineage: Eukaryota; Metazoa; Chordata; Actinopteri; Chaetodontiformes; Chaetodontidae
Gene: galr2b
Product: galanin receptor 2b
Exons: 2
Coding region: 1-1137 (378 amino acids)
Biological process (GO): G protein-coupled receptor signaling pathway
Cellular component (GO): membrane
Molecular function (GO): G protein-coupled receptor activity
Source: RefSeq, a predicted model, not a curated record
AUGUCUGACUUUGAGGAUUUCAGCAAGCCAGGAGGGCAGACGAAUGUGUCUGAAAGCUACCAGCUGAACCCCACCAGCGUGAUCGUGUCGGUGGUCUUCUCCCUCAUCUUCCUGCUGGGCACCAUCGGCAACAGCCUGGUGCUCGCUGUGCUUCUGCGGAGCGGGCAGGUGGGAUACAACACCACCAAUCUGUUCAUACUCAACCUGAGCGUGGCCGACUUCUUCUUCAUCAUCUUCUGCGUCCCGUUCCAAGCCACCAUCUACUCUCUGGAGGGCUGGGUGUUCGGCUCCUUCAUGUGCAAAGUGGUCCACUUCUUCAUCAACCUCACCAUGUACGCCAGCAGCUUCACGCUCGCUGCCGUCUCUGUUGACAGGUAUCUGGCUAUUCGUUACCCGCUGCGCUCCAGAGAGCUACGGACCCCGUGUAACGCGGUGGUCGCCAUGGUGAUCAUCUGGGGUCUUUCUCUGGUCUUUGCGGGUCCUUAUCUCAGCUACUAUGACCUGAUCGAGUACGCCAACAGCACUGUGUGUAUCCCCGGCUGGGAGGAGCAGAACCGGAAGGUGCUGGACACGUGCACCUUCCUGGUCGGCUACGUCAUCCCCGUGCUGAUCGUGAGCCUCUCGUACACUCGGACCAUCAAGUAUCUGUGGACGGCCGUCGACCCUCUGGACGGCAUGUCAGAAUCCAAGCGGGCCAAGCGCAAAGUCACCAAAAUGAUCAUCAUUGUCACCGUCCUUUUCUGCAUAUGCUGGCUGCCGUACCACGUGGUGAUCUUGUGCUACCUGUAUGGAGACUUCCCCUUCAAUCAGACCACGUACGCCUUCAGGCUUCUCUCUCACUGCAUGGCCUACGCCAACUCCUGUGUCAACCCCAUCGUGUAUGCUCUGGUGUCCAAGCACUUUCGCAAAGGCUUCAAGAAAGUCUUCAGCUGCAUCCUCAGCAAAAAUGGGAGAAAUAAGGUCCACGUGGUCCACGUGGCCAACACUGUGCCCGGGUUUGAGGCAGGCUCCACGGAGGUGUCACAGAUGAACGAGGAGAACAUACGACAGAACGAAUGUGAAAUGAUUAACAGGCCGAUCGCAGAGCCAAGAGAAGCAACGGUGACACUGAAUUUGCCCUUUCAGCGGCAGACUUGA